CAUCUUUCCCCUCCCUCUACUAUAUUUUGCCUUUUUUGCAAGGUGUAUAUAAUGUAAAGUCGCAGAAAUAGUGCGAAACCUAUAUUGUUUUGAUUUAGUGCAAUAUCAAGACGGUGAGAAAUGGUCACGCAUUUAACACAUUAGUUGUGUAUGCGCUUUACCCAUAGCGUGUUUAAUGUUUGUCAUAUAGCCAUUAUUCAUUUCCGUUUGUAGUUAAUAUUAUAAUGACUUUUCCAUACUCAGCGCUAUAAAGAAAACACAGACGAUUCAAAAUGUACAGUUUAAACGCAGCCGUUAGGUACAACCGAACUCCCUGUUUAAAACUGUUAUGCAGCUAUAAUGUUUUACAUAAGGUAAAAAGCGAUUAGCCGUUAUGGAUUAUAUUCGCUGUAUCUUGUUGCUUACAUUAUAUAACCUGUGUUAUGGCCACGUAAGACUAACGUACCCACCGGCAAGGCAAUAUGAAUUGGAUUUUCUGGACAACGCAAGAACAAGAGGCCCAUGCGGGUUCCCACCCAAUCCUAACGAAAGACGAACUACGUUUGUGGAAGGCUCGGAAAUAAACGUGACGUGGCACUUAGCGUAUUCACAUCGGGGCGGUAUACAAGUACAAGUCAUACGAGAUAGACCAGGGUUAAGAUUUCGAGUCCUGGCAGACCUUACAGGAAGAAGAUUCGCUUUUAACAACGAUUCAACACUUCAAUCUGUGACCGUCUCGCUUCCACGCGGACUUGUGUGCGACUCCUGCACGCUUAGAUUACUAAGACAAGCCUCUGAAUGGAGUUCUAGUUACAUGUUUUGGAGUUGUUCGGAUAUUACUAUUAUACCAAGGCAACCAAAUCUUUGCUUUGAUGGGAAAUGUUUAAACCAAGGAUGGUGCAACACGACAUCUGGGAACUGCAACUGCCCACGCCUAUACACGGGCAAUAGAUGCCAAUACAAAGACGAAUGCUGGUCGGACCGCGACUGCAGCAACAACGGGCAAUGUAUCGACACAAGAAGCACAACAUACCCUAAGCUCGUGUGCUACUGUAACCCAGGAUGGCUGGGAACACAAUGCAAUAAAGAAUCACAGCUCCCAGAAGUGCCAGAACUUUCCAAUAACAACGGGUAUACCAUGUUCAAUUUAAGUCCAGGGAACGUUAGACUGUAUUUGAAAUAUCUACAAGAUUCGGCUGAAGUAGAAAUAGCCGUCGAGGCAAGAACACACAGCUGGGUUGGAAUUGGUUGGAGACCUCUUAACCAAGUAGGCUGUCGUUUAAUACCAGCGCUGAGGAACGACCAAGCUCGGUUUGAAGAAAUUGUAACUGUGAGGAAAUCUACUGCUAGUGCGCACAUAGACCCUGAAAAACAGAUUGAAGACGCGUUGGUAUCCACGAUGUCAACAAACUGUGGUACUGGUUUAGUAGAACGACCAUCUGGCGAACCAGAUCCAACAAGUGAACCAGAACCAUCUGGCGAACCAGAACCAACAAGCGAACCAGAACCAACAAGUGAACCAGAACCAACGAGUGAACCAAAACCAUCUGUAGAACCAGAGCCAUAUGGUGAACCAGAACCAUCUAGUGAACCAGAACCAUCUGGCGAAUCAGAACCAACAAGUGAACCAGAACCACCUGUAGAACCAGAACCAACAAGUGAACAGGAACCACAUGUAGAACCAGAACCAUCUAGUGAACCGGAACCAUCUAGUGAACCGGAACCAUCUAGUGAACCAGAACCACCUGGUGAACCAGAACCAUCAGUAGAACCAGAACCAUCUGGUGGACCAGAACCAUCUGGUGAACCAGAACCAUCAGUAGAACCAGAACCAUUUGGUGAACCAGAACCAUCUGGUGAACCAGAACCAUCUGUUGAACCAGAACCAUCAGUAGAACCAGAACCAUUUGGUGAACCAGAACCAUCUGGUGAACCAGAACCAUCUGUUGAACCAGAACCAUCUGAUGAACGACCAGAUGGAGAACCAGAACCAUCAGUAGAACCAUCUGGUGAACCAGAACCAACAAGUGAACCAGAACCAUCUGGUGAACCAGAACCAUCUGGUGAACCAGAACCAUCUGUUGAACCAGAACCAUCUGGUGGACCAGAACCAUCUGUUGAACCAGAACCAUCUGGUGGACCAGAACCAUCUGGUGAACCAGAACCAUCUAGUGAACCGGAACCAUCUGGUGAACCAGAACCAUCCGGGUUUGGUGGAAGUUCUCAAACACUAAGAUUACACCCAAUGGAUUGUACAGACAUCAUUAUAGGGUCUGUUAAAGGAAACUUACUGAGAGUUGAGGACUCUUAUACAAGAGAUAGAUCUACACCAAGAAGGGAUAAGGUUUAUGGUGGGCGUGAUGAUAUUAUAGCUGCUGCUGGAUCACAAGUGGAUGGAUGGACAACUGUCAUUGUGAGGAAGAAAGCUGUGGCCACUCAUUUUACCGAUCACUCUAUUCUGUUUGAGCCGAUGCAUUUUAUUUGGGCCAAAGGCCAGGAGGUCGGCCAAUAUGUCCACACACCCGCAUCAGGGAUUGAAGCUUGCACAGCUACAGAUUACAGGUUCUACCGCCAUGAUGAACUUAAAUACCAUGGCACAUCCAUCACACAGCGAGGUUUUGCAACAAUUAAUCUCAAUAGUUUAAACCAACCUCUGGCCACAGCACCUACAACUACACCACCAGUACAAUGUUCAACUAAAUCUGGUGUGUUAAAAAUGCCAUUGAACUGCCACUGUGGGAAAGCUUUCAAUUGUUUGUAUCAUAUAUCUUGGUCACUUACGAAUGAUGUCAUCACAUUUACAUUAAAGUCUAGGACACAAGGAUGGCUUGGGAUUGGCAUCAGUGAUGACCGUUUCAUGCCAAACACUGAUGUAUAUGUUGGCUGGAUUGAUGCAAAUGGAAACACUGUAGUACAAGACAGAUGGGCAAAUGGAAGAUUUGAGCCAGCCAUCGAUGAAGAACAAAAUAUUGUUAAUGUCAGUGGAAAUUACUCCAACGGAGUUACCACAAUACAGUUCUCACGAUUGCGCGAUACUUUGGAUGUUGGCAGCGACUUAUCCUUUACUGACACCGAGUGUCGACACAUUUUAUUCGCAUCAGGAACAGUUCUGGGAGAUCAGAUAAUGUAUCAUCAAUUUAGAUACCAAGUAACUACGUCUAAGCUCUGUAUACGUGAGUGCAUGUCUACAACUACAACAACUCAAACGACUACAAUGGAAACAACCACAGCAGGCACAACCACAAGAACAGAAACAAACAUUGGAACUGAGCCUGUAAUACACAGACAUGGUUUGGUGGGAAACAGCACAACACGUAUGGUCACAUUCACAGGGGGAUUUAGAGUUAUCAAUUACUCAUAUGAACCAACAUACAUGGUCCCUGGAUCAUCGCAGCAUACAAGACUGAAAGAACAAUUUGAACAUGAUAUCAAUGCAACAUAUUAUGCAACAAGGCUUGUCAAAGAAAGAUUUCUCAAAGUUUUGAACAUUACUGUCAUGAAAUUAACAAGGGGUGUAAGAAAUAAGUUGUUCGUAGAGUACACGGCUCAAACUGUCAUAUCUUCAAGGUUUAAAAGUCUUGGUCAACUGCAGACAGAGUUGGUUUAUACAUUCAAAGAAGCAGUGUUGGUCAACAGAGGUUUGUUUGGUGGAAAUGGCCACCAAUUAGAUCCACAAUCAAUAAAAGCAAUAGUGUUCAGAACCUGGGAGGAGCUAAGAGACUACCCAGACCUAGCAUCACUAGAUGUCUCCCUACUUAGCGAUGAUUCAUCUAUGACAUCACAAAGCAUUGACAUCGCAAUUGGCGCAGGAUUGGGAGGGGGGUUGGUGUGGUUUGUUGCUUACCUGUUGUACAGAAAGUUUAUGUGAAGUUAAAACAUUUUUUCACUGCAACAUUAUUAUUCACUAACAUUUUUCUUGUUCUGUCAUACAAACAUUUUUUUAUCCAAGUAAGGAAAUGGACAUUAUUUAUGAUGGGAAGAAUAAAUAUGAAAUCAUGAACAAAACAUGGCUAACUCUUUCUAGAGAGACAUACUAUAAUAUAAAAGUGAGCAUGAGGUUUAUGACUACGCCAUGUGUGUCUGGUGUAUAAGAAGACACCAACAUUAUAACUUGACAGUGACCAUCGCAUUAGUAACUGUUCAAUCUUUCAAUUCUACUGUGGCGUUUUUAUCUCAACCCAUCCAUAUUUGACAUAUUUUAACAACUCUUUACAUGUAAGUGAGGGAAUUGUAAUAAGUGAUCGUGAAGAAACCAAUUACCAACAAAAAAGUAAAAUUACCGCACAUAAAAGUUUCUAAAAACUGAAAACCACAAAAUUGUGCAAAACUCCCUUAGAUAACACCCCGUGUAUGAAUAUAACUACAAUGCCCACCAGGAAUUGGUUGCACACAAGUAAACAAAUAUAAGGAACAGAAAGACAAUGUUAUCUGGUUUUAACACACCUUCAAGGGGUAUUUAGGUUGUGUAAAACAACAUAUGAAAGGUUUAAGCACAUAUCCUAGGUCACACAGAUUUUUUAGCAAAAUUGCCUAUUUUAACAUAAGCUGUUUUAUAAAUUUCAUAUAGUUAAACUAAAAAAUAUAAUAAAAUAGCAGUUUUUGGUAAUUUAAAAUAAUUAAAGGAAGUAAACUCUGAAGUGAUGUGCGUUGUUGUGAAAGUGCUAAAUUAUAUUUAUUCAACAAAAACAUAUAUUUUCACAAAUUUGUGAAUUUUCACAUAUAUUCAAAAAUUAUAGCAGAAACAUAAAGGUAUAAAUAAAGUCUCUUUAUCUUAAAUCUGCCAAGACUUGUGCAUCCAAGAAUGCAUAGCAAACCAUAAAUCGACUUUUUAAAGAACUUAUAAUAAAUUAUUUUUGAAUUACGAAU
Molecule: messenger RNA, 4845 nt
Organism: Ciona intestinalis (vase tunicate)
Lineage: Eukaryota; Metazoa; Chordata; Ascidiacea; Phlebobranchia; Cionidae
Source: RefSeq, a predicted model, not a curated record